AUGGCCAAAGCUAUCAUUGAUCAUCUCCCUCAACAGAAAUCUCUUGAGGUGCGUGCCUCUUGCUGGCUGGCCUUUCAUAAACGCUUCAACGGUAUUCUCGAGAACGUUAUCCGAUUUGCAAAGCGCGUCCCUGGUUUCGUUACGCUUGAUUCGGCUGAUCAGAUUACUCUGGUUCGUCAUGGUUGCUUUGAGGUAUGCUGGCCUGCAGAGAAAUGCUUUGCUGUAUAG
Protopolystoma xenopodis is the source of this 228-nucleotide messenger RNA. Lineage: Eukaryota; Metazoa; Platyhelminthes; Monogenea; Polystomatidea; Polystomatidae. The record is from the annotation of a GenBank genome assembly.